AUGGACGGCAGCGAUUCCGCCGUGCUCGACGAGAGCAAGGAUGCCUCGAACCAUCAUCACCCCGGGCAGCUCAGCCUCUUUAGUACCGAGAUGAACCGACAAGUAGAAGAGGAGCAUCUCGACUCGUCCUUGCCCGACGAGGACGACAUGGACAAUGAUAACCUCGCCGCGCUGGACCAGAUUCGCUCACGCACACGGAGCCGUCCUGGCUAUGAGACGAUAGAAUGGAAAGUCGAUGACCCCGAAAAUCCCAAAAACUGGCCCAAGGUUCGUUCGGUUCCUCUCCUAAACCCUCAUCUCAACGCACCAAAUCAAAUAGAAAAAAAAACUGACCCGACGGCGUGCCGCGCCCACCAGUCCAAAAAGCACAUGAUCACUGCUCUAACAUCCCUCCUCGUUCUCAACUCAACCAUUGGCUCCGCGCUGCCCAGCCAGGCCAUCCCCUUCAUCACGGCUUACUUUGGCGUCACCUCGCAGGAGCAGCACGUCCUGCCCAUCUCCGUCUUCCUCGUCGGCUACGUCUUUGGGCCCCUCAUCUGGGGUCCCCUCAGCGAGCACAUUGGCCGGCGCAACCUCACCCUCGCCACCUUUUCCAGCUUCACCCUCCUGACCAUGGGCUGCGCCCUCGCGCCCUCGUGGGCUGCGCUGCUCGCCCUGCGCUUCUUCACCGGCGUCUUUGCCGCCUCGCCCAUUGCCAUUGUCGCCGGCAUCCUCGCCGACGUCUUUGGCGACGCCCGCGAGCGCGGCCGCGCCUUUGGCAUCUUCAUGGUCGUCACCACCCUCGGCCCGCUCAUCAGCCCCAUCAUCUCGGGCUACACCGCCGACAACAUUGGCUGGCGCUGGGCCUUUUGGGUCAAUCUCAUGUUUGCCGGCGCCACCCUCGCCUGCGUGCUCUUCCUCCCCGAAACCUACGAACCCGUCCUCCUCGAGCGCCGGGCCCGCCGCCUCCGCGCCCAGGAUCCCGAGCGCAACAAGGUUGUCGCCCCGCGCGAGCUCGAGGAGACGGACCUGCGCCAGCUUCUCAGCGUCGUCCUCGCCCGUCCUCUCCGCAUGCUCUUCACCGAGCCCAUUGUCGCCUGCUGCUGCGCCUACCUCGGCCUCGUCUACGCCGUAUUCUACAUGUCCUUUCAGGCCUACCCCAUCGUAUACCAGGGCCUUUACCGCCUCAGCCCCGGCGAGACCGGCCUCACCUACCUUUCCGUCGCCGUCGGCGCCGCCGUCGCCCUCCCCAUCUUCUGGAACUGGGAUGGCGUCCUCGCCCGCGCCCAGGCCCGCGGCGCCGCCUGGGUCCGCCGCGAAGAGUACCGCCGUCUGCCCCUCGCCUGCAUCGGCGGGCCACUCUUCGUCAUUUCUCUCUUCUGGAUGGGCUGGUCCGCCCGCCCCGGCGUCCACUUUGUCGUGCCCCUCCUCGCCGGCAUCCCCUUUGGCAUGGGCAUGAUCCUCAUCUUCUUCGCCAUCCUCAACUACCUCGUCGACGCCUACGAAAUUUUUGCCGCCUCCGCCAACGCCGCCUCCUCCACCAGCCGCUCCAUCCUCGCCGUCGUUCUACCCUUUGCCACCACUCGCAUGUUUGACCGCCUCGGCAUCGCCGGCGCCUGCUCUCUCCUCGGCGGUCUACUCGCCGUCAUGUGCAUCAUCCCCUUCAUCUUCAUCUGGAAGGGCGAGGCCAUUCGCGCACGCUCCAAGUUCUGCGUCGCGCUGCGAGAGAGGAGCGAGAAGCUGGCGCGCAGGGCUCAAGAGCGGCGUCUUCGCCACGAGAGAGAAGAGAUGCGUGAGAAGGCGAGAGUUGAUGCACAGGGGCUUCAGACAACUGAGCCGCAAGAUGUCUAA
Messenger RNA from Beauveria bassiana ARSEF 2860, 1830 nucleotides. Its product is annotated as major facilitator superfamily transporter. The coding region runs from base 1 to 1830 and encodes 609 amino acids. NCBI's taxonomy places the organism in Eukaryota, Fungi, Ascomycota, Sordariomycetes, Hypocreales, Cordycipitaceae. The record is from RefSeq and is a predicted model, not a curated record. Gene Ontology annotation, molecular function: transmembrane transporter activity. Gene Ontology annotation, biological process: transmembrane transport. The transcript has 2 exons.